Molecule: messenger RNA, 555 nt
Organism: Momordica charantia (bitter melon)
Lineage: Eukaryota; Viridiplantae; Streptophyta; Magnoliopsida; Cucurbitales; Cucurbitaceae
Product: putative calcium-binding protein CML46
Molecular function (GO): calcium ion binding
Source: RefSeq, a predicted model, not a curated record
AUGGAUCUGAAUCUGUACAACCUUUCAAUGGCGGAGAAAACCGAUCGCCCCGAAAAUCCCUCUCUCCGCUUCCUUAUAAUGAUCGAUUGCCUCGUGUUUCAGAAACUAACCUCGUGGCUCAGCGCCACAUACCACGGCUUCGCCUCCACAAGAAAUUCAAAUCGUUGUUCCCCCAUUCCGAAAGCGGUCGUAGACGGCGGCGAGAGUGUGAGCAGAGAGGAGAUGAAAUCGGUGAUGGGAGAUUUGGGGAUUGUUUGCGGCGAGGAGGGCGAUGAAUCGCUUCCUCUGUUCGGAUCUGUUGAGGAAAUCGCGAAGCUGUUCGAGGAGAGAGGGCCGUGUAUUGCGGAGGUGAAGAGAGCUUUCGACGUUUUCGACGCCAAUGGCGAUGGAUUCAUCGAUGUGGUGGAGCUUCAGAGAGUUCUCUGCGUUUUGGGCCUCAAAGAAGGGGAGGGGGUUGAGAAUUGCAAGAGGAUGAUCCAGAAGUUUGAUGAAAAUGAAGAUGGCAAAAUUGAUUUUGAAGAGUUUGUUAAGUUGAUGGAGUCUGGUUUCAAUUGA